GAGACAUGUCUUUCUUAAUCUUCGUUUGACGGCUACAUCAUAUUCGUUCGGUGGAGUACUAACAGUUACAAACAUCUACCUCUGUAGAAUCGUCUUCUUCUCCGGCUGAUCUCAUGGCCGCCGGCAAACGUUUCAACGAAUCAGUGCUCGAGCAGCUUAAACACGGCCACGCCUCCUUCGAGCUCGUAUCUUCUCCGGUUGCUUCAAUCUUCACCCCUCAAACUUCUGCUUCUCCUGCUUCAUUUCUCAGUGGCCGCGGCCAUACAUUCUUCGCUAGAAUCAGAUUACUCAAGAGUUUCAGUGGCUUAAGAUCCUUAUAUUUGUUGUCUAGUCAUGGGAGCUCACAUGCAAUGAAGAAACUGCAGUUUUACUCAGUUCAGAAAGUUACUGGCGAUGGGCGGUGUCUUUUUCGUGCUUUGGUUAAAGGAAUGUCAUUCAAUAAGGGCAUAGCACUUAGCGCAAGGGAAGAAAGAGAAAAUGCAGAUGAUCUAAGGAUGGCUGUGAAAGAGGUUAUAUGUAAUAGUGAAAAAGAACGUAGUCAAUAUGAAGAGGCAUUGAUAGCAAUCACAGUUGAGGAAUCAUUAAAACGUUAUUGCCAACGCAUUGGAAGGCCUGAUUUUUGGGGAGGAGAAUCAGAGCUUCUGGUACUAUCAAAGCUAUGUCACCAACCAAUCAUUGUAUACAUACCAGAGCAUGAGCAUACAAGGGGCGGGCAGGGGUCGGGUUUCAUCCCUAUUGCGGAAUAUGGUGCUGAAUUUGGAAAGGGUUCAAGAAAAGUGAAGCCAAAAAAGGUUGUGAGGCUUUUGUAUAGUGGCAAAAAUCACUAUGACCUACUUGUAUGAGAAAUGAAACAAUUAGCUAUAAAUUAUUUUUGUGAUAUGAAGAAAUCUAUAUUAAGAUUCUUAUUGGUUCCAUUUAGGACUUUGAGUUAUUCCAUUUU
Impatiens glandulifera is the source of this 940-nucleotide messenger RNA. RefSeq names its product OVARIAN TUMOR DOMAIN-containing deubiquitinating enzyme 3. Gene Ontology annotation, molecular function: cysteine-type deubiquitinase activity. The transcript is spliced from 8 exons. Gene Ontology annotation, biological process: protein deubiquitination; endoplasmic reticulum unfolded protein response. Gene Ontology annotation, cellular component: nucleus; cytosol. The record is from RefSeq and is a predicted model, not a curated record. Bases 114 to 842 code for a protein of 242 amino acids. Lineage: Eukaryota; Viridiplantae; Streptophyta; Magnoliopsida; Ericales; Balsaminaceae.